Messenger RNA from Salvelinus sp. IW2-2015, 521 nucleotides. RefSeq names its product stonustoxin subunit beta-like. Gene Ontology annotation, molecular function: protein binding. NCBI's taxonomy places the organism in Eukaryota, Metazoa, Chordata, Actinopteri, Salmoniformes, Salmonidae. The record is from RefSeq and is a predicted model, not a curated record.
AUGGGAAUAAAUUGUCUCUGGUUUCAUCCAUCAGAUGUCUGUKAUCUCACAUUGGACCUAAACACAGUACACAGACUCCUCUCUCUGUCUGAGGAGAACAGAAAAGUGGCAUGUAGCAGAGAGAAGCAGCCGUAUCCUGAUCACCCAGAGAGAUUUGAGGACUGGGAACAGGUGCUGUGUAGAGAGGGUCUGACUGGGCGAUGUUACUGGGAGGUAGAGUGGAGUGGGAGAAGGGCUGAUAUAGGAGUGACAUAUAAAGGAAUCAACAGGAGAGGAGGGGGUAAGGACUGUUGUCUUGGAUGUAAUGACAAGUCCUGGAGUCUGAUCUGCUCUGACAACAGAUACACUGCCAAGCACAAUUAUAAUCCCACUACCAUACACAUCCCCCCCUCCAACUCCCACAGAGUAGGGAUUUAUCUGGACUGGCCAGCCGGCACUCUGUCCUUCUAUAGAAACUCCUCUGACACACUGACCCACCUGAUCACAUUCACCUCCACAUUCACUGAGCCCCUCUAUCCAGG